AAACUGAAGUAAGAUAUAAGUGAGUUUAGCUGUACACUGCCCUACUUAGGCGAACCACAGCAACUGCUAGCCAACAGUUAAACUGAAAACGUGACUCUGCAUCGGUUAAUUCUUUUGAAAUUAUUUUUCACAAAGUUGAGGAAAAACCCGUCUGUCACAGGAAAGAUCAAAGUGUGAGAGACCUAUUAACUUCUUUUAUCAACCCAACGCUCUGCCUUUGCGCGACAUUGUAGGGGCUAGAGGAGGAUCGAGGAUGAAGACUGUGAUUGUGGUGCAUGGUGGAGCGUGGGCCAUCCCGGACAUGUUAGCCGAAGCAUCCGUGGCUGGAGUCAAGAAUGCUGCGUGGGCCGGCGAUGCUGUUCUUAAGAAUGGUGGGAGUGCAAUUGAUGCUGUAGAAAAAGCUGUGAGGUCUUUGGAAGAUGACCCAACAUUUGAUGCAGGUCAUGGUGCAGUGCUGAAUAUUGAUGGAGAGGUGGAGCUGGACAGUAUCAUCAUGGAUGGGGAAACACUUGCCACUGGAGCUGUGGCCUCUGUGAGAAACAUCGCUAACCCUGUUAGUCUUGCUCGUGCUGUAAUGGAAAAGACAGAUCAUGUCAUGUUGACAGACAGAGGAGCGAGCAUGUUUGCGGAGCGCAUUGGUAUUCCAGUAGCUGAUGAUUUGGUGACUGAGCUGGAACGUAAAGACUGGGAACAAAGCAGUAGCUAUCCUGUCGGAGUCGAACAAUUCUUCAACACACAAUUGGGCCAUGAUACAGUCGGAGCGGUGGCUCUGGACUCUUUGGGUAAUGUGGCGUGCGCUACAUCCACCGGAGGAAUCAGAAACAAAAUGGUGGGAAGAGUCGGAGAUUCUCCUAUUAUAGGAUCUGGUGGAUAUGCAGACAAUAGAAGUGGCGCGGUCUCCUGUACUGGUCACGGAGAGUCUAUUCUCAAAGUCACCUUAGCCAGAUUAAUCCUCUUUCAUAUGGAGCAAGGGAAAUCAGCCACAGCCGCCGGUGCCGCCUCACUUCAGUACAUGGGAGAGAGAGUGAAGGGAUGCGGAGGAGCUAUUGUUCUGUCCUCCACAGGGGACUGGGCCGCCAGCUUCACCACACCACGCAUGGCUUGGGCCUCCAUUAAAGAGGACAUCCUGCACUACGGGUUAAAUCCCAAAGAAGAUUUCACAGAGAGGCUGAAAUGAUAACAUUAUACUUUAAUUGUAUUUUCAUUCAUUAUUGUGAAUUUCUUAAAACUUUCAGUUAGUUAAUUUAUUUUGCUAGAUUCUAUCAGUUUCCUAUGUGAUUAAUUGUAUCCUUUAUACAAAUCUAAAAGUUAUUUUACAUCAGUAGUAAUGAGAUGUUUCUCAUAUUAAGAAAACAAAUACUCCUCUCUACAUGUUCUGAUAAGUUUAACCAACAGUUAAUGAAUAAUGAUUGAUUCAAAAAUGGGUGAAAAUAUUGUACAUUUUAGUAACUUUAGUAGCUGGAUUACUGUACAUAGAAUAUUUAAUUACAUUUAUGCAGGUUGUCCCUACGGUUUCCUCGGUGAACAAACAAUAGAAACACAAUAUGGUGUUAAGUGACUAAAUGAAGAAUUCUUAAAGAGUUCUGAUAAGCUUAAUGAAUAAUGAUAAGAGUUAUCAUCAGUUAAUGGCAUCAUCUUAUGAAAUGUAUUCACAAAUUACAUCUGAAUACGUCAUAAACUGUAUUCAGUAAGAUAGGAAGACAUAUGGGAAAUAUAACAGAAAUAUACUGUACAAUGGCAAAAUCAACAUAUUAAUUUAACCAAAUACAUCUGUUUUUACUACAUUUGUAGAAUUCAACACUAUUAAAGAUUAAUCUUACCA
Molecule: messenger RNA, 1822 nt
Organism: Onychostoma macrolepis
Lineage: Eukaryota; Metazoa; Chordata; Actinopteri; Cypriniformes; Cyprinidae
Product: isoaspartyl peptidase/L-asparaginase
Exons: 7
Coding region: 254-1177 (307 amino acids)
Molecular function (GO): asparaginase activity
Source: RefSeq, a predicted model, not a curated record